Messenger RNA from Fusarium musae, 624 nucleotides. RefSeq lists its product as uncharacterized. Gene Ontology annotation, molecular function: ATP binding; adenylylsulfate kinase activity. The transcript has 2 exons. NCBI's taxonomy places the organism in Eukaryota, Fungi, Ascomycota, Sordariomycetes, Hypocreales, Nectriaceae. Gene Ontology annotation, biological process: sulfate assimilation. Bases 1 to 624 code for a protein of 207 amino acids. The record is from RefSeq and is a predicted model, not a curated record.
AUGGCUACCAACAUCACCUGGCACCCUUCCUUGUCGCGCAAGGAGCGUAACGAGACCCGUGGACAGCGCGGUCUCACCAUCUGGCUGACCGGUCUCUCUGCUUCUGGCAAGUCCACUGUCGCCACUGCGCUUGAGCAGCAUCUCCUUCACCUCGGCGUCGCUGCCUACCGUCUAGACGGCGACAAUGUCCGCUUCGGACUGAACAAGGACCUUGGCUUCUCAGAGGCUGACCGAAACGAGAACAUUCGCCGCAUCUCCGAAGUUGCCAAGCUCUUCGCGGACUCAUCCACCAUCGCCAUUACCUCUUUUAUCUCUCCCUACAGAGCUGAUCGCAAGGUCGCCCGUGAUCUGCACGAGCAAGCCACACAGGGCGGCGAUGAGCCAAUCCCCUUUAUCGAAGUCUACGUUGAUGUGCCCCUCGAAGUUGCCGAGCAGCGUGAUCCCAAGGGUCUUUACAAGAAGGCUCGCGCUGGUGAGAUCAAGGAUUUCACUGGCAUUUCUGCUCCUUACGAGGAGCCCGAGAACGCCGAGAUCACUAUCAAGACUCACGAGAGCUCAGUUGAGGAGUGUGUUGCUCAGAUCGUUCAGUGGCUCAGUGAGAAGGGUUAUCUCAAUAAGAAAUAG